CAGGCCUCCAUCGCCGCCGCGACCAUCCAGGCGCUCGAGGCGACCAUCUCGCAUCUCCAGGAGGAGAUCGCGAAGCUGGGCUCCGAGCUGGAGGAGCUUAAGAGCAAGGAAGACAGUGAGAGAGACGAGUUCAUCAGCCAGAUGGUUGAAAUGAAUGCAAGGAUAAGGCAAUUUCAACAGAUGGCUUCUGCUGAAUUAGCAAGGAAAUGCUCUGAAGUGUCAGCAGAUGGUGAGCAAGGCAAGGUAGCAGAUGGUAAUCAAGGCAAGGGAACAGAUGGUCAUAAUGUGAGCGACAAGAAUGAAACUGCUGAAUCAGAAGACAUGGUGACAGAUCUGGCUGAUAAGUUGAGCAAUAUUGAGGCUGAGAUGCAUGCCUUGGAGGAGGAGUAUCAAAAGGAUCUGCUUGAUCAUAAACAGGUCUGUCAGGAACUGGCUGAUGCCCAAGCAAAGAGAGCUCUAAUAGAGGCUGUGAUGGAUGAGACGAAGCAGUUGCAGGAGGUCGGGGGGCGCGUGGCCGAAAUGGAGAAAGUGCUCAAUUCAGUUGCUGAGGAGCUGCAGAGGCGGUACACAUGCCCUAGCUGUGGUACCAACAACAUGGGUGGGAUGGAGGAAGAGGCGGCGCGGACGUCUUCCAACUAACUGGAGAACGCGCAGAGCUGAUGUACAUUUGUAGGAUCGGCAGGUUGGUAUGGGCUACAAUAAGAGUUGUUGGUUGAUCAUCUGCCUUUACGAUUCGUUGCAUACCUGCAGUACAAUUACAGUCAAGCCCC
Lolium rigidum is the source of this 770-nucleotide messenger RNA. RefSeq lists its product as uncharacterized. The record is from RefSeq and is a predicted model, not a curated record. NCBI's taxonomy places the organism in Eukaryota, Viridiplantae, Streptophyta, Magnoliopsida, Poales, Poaceae. The coding region runs from base 142 to 639 and encodes 165 amino acids. The transcript is spliced from 8 exons.